AUGUCGAACAUCGCUCUGAACAGACUGCAAAGAGAAUGCAAGGAAGUUGUAACUAACGCCGAAAUAAGCGAGACUGGAAUUAUGAUCGAGAUUCUGAACGAGAAUCUGACUGAGAUCAGGGUAAAACCGCUGUCGAUCCGCAUUUCCAAGUGAACAAUUUCAGGGCCACAUCCGCGGUCCGCCAGACACUCCGUACGCCGGUGGAAUGUUCGAUUUGGACAUCAAGAUUCCGGAUCAGUAUCCAUUUUCGCCGCCAAACGUAAGACAUGAAGUGCCUUUCAAAUUGAGAAUUUAGUUGUUGUAGGUCAAGUUCGCCACCAAGAUUUGGCACCCGAACGUUAGCUCGCAGACAGGCGUCAUCUGCCUCGACAUCCUGAAGGAUCAAUGGUAAUGUUGCAUGCCAAAUAUUUCUGACAGAAUUUUAUUUUUAGGGCCGCUUCGCUCACCCUUCGCACUGUCCUUCUUUCAAUUCAAGCUCUAAUGUGCACGCCAGAGCCCAAAGAUCCCCAAGACGCGGUUGUCGCCAAGCAGUACAUGGACAAGCCAGCGGUGUUUAAGGUAAUGCCUUCAAAUAAAAAAAAAGUACACAGCAAGUCAUUCUACAGGCUACUGCCGAGUUCUGGACUGUCAAGUUUGCGAAAGGACAACUCAAUAUCAGUCAGGAGUACCAAACUCGCGUUGACAAGCUCAGAGAUAUGGGAGUUCGCGAGGUUUGUAGCUAAUGAUUCCGACAAAUCGUCGAACUGGUUAUUUAGGAGGAGGCUAUUAGUGUGCUAAGCUGCCACAACUGGGAUCUCAACCGUGCCACCGCUUACAUUUUUUCGUAA
This is a messenger RNA of Caenorhabditis sp. 36 PRJEB53466, 827 nucleotides long. The record is from the annotation of a GenBank genome assembly. NCBI's taxonomy places the organism in Eukaryota, Metazoa, Nematoda, Chromadorea, Rhabditida, Rhabditidae.